UGGGCAACCAAGUAUCUUCAGAAGAGCCCGAGGCUCUCUAGCUGCUACUGUUUACUCCAGACAAAACUGGACAAAGAGAGAGUAUCUAGCAAAAGGAGGCCAAUCCCAGCCUUCAGAGCAGACCUGUACAAAGAUCUCUCUUAAAAACAUUUCUGUUGGAAUAGUCAAUGACCAAGUACACGCUACUGCGCCUGUGCUCAGGUGAGAGCCGACAGCUCCUCCCUGCUAAAUGCAUAGGCUUCUUCUCCAAGGGAGUUUUGCAAUAGAAGAGCUGUCACUGUGAACAGGUGGAAACGAAGUAAAAGCGCCUGUUGGCUUGUUCCUGUUUCUACAGCUGGCUCAGACACAGGAGAAAAGACAGCAGGGAGCUGGUAGAAUUUAUCUUCAAAGACCAGAAAUAUGCACUGUGCCAUCCUAAAGGCGGAAGCAGUGGAUGGGGCUCAUCUGAUGCAGAUCUUCUGGCAUGAUGGAACAGAGUCCCUCUACCCAGCAGUAUGGCUGAGAGACAACUGCCAGUGUUCUGAAUGCUACCUGCAUUCUGCAAAAGCUCGAAAACUUCUCCUGGAAGCUCUCGAUGUGAACAUUAGAAUCAAAGACUUGACAUUUGACCGGAAAAAGGUUUAUAUCACAUGGCCCAAUGAGCAUUACAGUGAAUUCGAAGCUAAUUGGCUGAAGAAAAGAUGCUUUUCCCAACAGGCCAGAGCAAGACUCCAAGAAGAAUUGUUUUUACCAGAAUGUGAGUAUUGGGGCUCAGAACUUCAGAUGCCUACUCUGAACUUUGAAGAUGUAUUAAAAGAUGAUGAGCAUGCGUACAAAUGGCUCUCCAGUCUCAAGAAAGUAGGCAUUGUGAGACUCGUCGGAGCAGCUGACAAACACGGAGAGAUCACCAAACUUGGAAAAAGGAUUGGCUUCUUGUACCUCACGUUCUAUGGACAUACUUGGCAAGUGCAGGACAAGAUUGAUGCCAACAAUGUGGCUUACACCACUGGGAAGCUCAGCUUCCACACUGACUACCCAGCUCUCCAUCAUCCACCUGGGGUUCAGCUUCUGCACUGUAUAAAGCAAACAGUCACAGGAGGUGAUUCUGAAAUUGUAGAUGGGUUUAAUGUAUGCCAAAAGCUCAAGGAGAAGAAUCCUCAGGCAUUCCACAUACUGUCCUCCACCUUUGUGGAUUUUACAGACAUUGGUGUGGAUUACUGUGAUUUCUCUGUGCAAUCUAAACACAAGAUUAUAGAGUUGGAUGAUAAAGGCCAAGUGAUUCGCAUCAACUUCAACAAUGCAACCAGAGAUACAGUCUUCGAUGUCCCCAUUGAAAGAGUUCAGCCUUUCUAUUCUGCUCUGAAAGAGUUCGUGGACCUCAUGAGCAGCAAAGAAUACAAGUACACUUUCAAGAUGAAUCCAGGUGAUGUGAUUAUCUUUGACAACUGGCGCUUGCUCCAUGGACGUCGUAGCUAUGAGGCAGGAACUGAGAUAUCCCGCCAUCUGGAAGGAGCUUAUGCUGACUGGGAUGUAGUGAUGUCAAGGCUUCGUAUUCUAAGACAGAGGGUCAAGAAUGGGAUCUAAAUUUCCUUACCUUAGAUUUUAAUGCAAGGCCAAGGACUGAAUGUUACUACUAGCUAUAGCCUGGUUAUUCUCUUACUGUAAUCAACAUCAUUUACAUAUUAAUUUAAAACCAAACACGCAAUUUCUCUCAUCAGAGUAUUCUUCCUUGGAAUCACAUUCAAUGUCAACUUGUUAGAUGUCCUGAUAGGGGGCCUUGUUAAAGCAUCCCUUCUGUGGGAUGUGUGUUCUGACUUCCUUUGCUUUCAAGGGUGUCACCAGAACACCUGCAGAUAGUUUUGUAUCAAAUAAAUCUUUCUGUCGGAUAAAGCUUUUAUAUGUAUAAAUAAAGCUUGUGUUUUAAAACAUGUUCCUGCUCA
Molecule: messenger RNA, 1919 nt
Organism: Onychomys torridus (southern grasshopper mouse)
Lineage: Eukaryota; Metazoa; Chordata; Mammalia; Rodentia; Cricetidae
Gene: Bbox1
Product: gamma-butyrobetaine hydroxylase 1
Exons: 8
Coding region: 400-1563 (387 amino acids)
Biological process (GO): carnitine biosynthetic process
Cellular component (GO): mitochondrion
Molecular function (GO): iron ion binding; gamma-butyrobetaine dioxygenase activity
Source: RefSeq, a predicted model, not a curated record